Messenger RNA from Plenodomus lingam JN3, 354 nucleotides. The record is from RefSeq and is a predicted model, not a curated record. NCBI's taxonomy places the organism in Eukaryota, Fungi, Ascomycota, Dothideomycetes, Pleosporales, Leptosphaeriaceae.
AUGAGAGACAGCAUUGGUGAGGGAAGAGGAGAUGGUUGGGCGGGGAAUGGAUGGGCUGAUGACACGUGGGCGGACCGGGUUGACGGAGAUGAGGCGGGUAGGGAUAUGAUGGAAGUCUGGACUGGACUGGACGUCUGGAAGCAUGAAGAAAUGGCAGAGUGCCAGUAUCUCCUACUUGGGAAGCAGGAUGCAGCCCUGUCGAGGGACAUGGCCAAGCAGGAAGGAGGGGCGCGUUGGGAAAGAGCGAAGCGCGCAGGGAUCGUCCCAGCCCCUCCCGACGCGGCUGCAAGGUACAAUGCAGCCGUUUCCGCUGAUUGGCUGGAGAGGACGAGGGAAGCCGAGGGUGCACCAUAG